Molecule: messenger RNA, 1823 nt
Organism: Hevea brasiliensis (rubber tree)
Lineage: Eukaryota; Viridiplantae; Streptophyta; Magnoliopsida; Malpighiales; Euphorbiaceae
Exons: 6
Coding region: 379-1593 (404 amino acids)
Biological process (GO): endoplasmic reticulum tubular network organization
Cellular component (GO): endoplasmic reticulum tubular network
Source: RefSeq, a predicted model, not a curated record
CACUAUCCAAAUUGACCUUUCGCGUGGAUGAGGGUUGAGUAGGGUCCAAGUUUGGUGAGAGAUUGCAUUUAUUAAUGGAUUGGUUUUCGCGAAGUUGAAAUUGCUUGCAAAAAAUAAACCCAGAGUCGGAGACCAUUACCGUAAUUAUUGUCGAUCUGUUCCCGUGUUGCCUCCUCCCUAAUCCCAAGCCCCAUCUACGGCUUGGAGUUUGAUUGCUUGUUUUAUUUCAGAUAGAUCUGGGACGCACUUCUUUUGAAGAGGAAAAGAGGACUAAAGAAGCUUCAGCCAGCUACUACCCGAACGUUUUGAUAGAUCGACUGUCCAUCCGUUUCUUUCGGGUAGCAGCAGUAGUACAAGAACAAGAAACGAGUGAAAGAAAUGGCAGAGGACAAAGGCAUAGCAGAAGGUGAAAAGAAUGAACAAAGAUUAAUUGAUAAAAAGAAGCGCAAGGGUAUUAUGUCUCGUAUCUGGAAUGGCAUUUUUAGAUUCCAUGGGGACGAUUUUGAAAAGAGACUGCAAAACAUUUCCAAGGAAGAAGCUGCUGUUUUAUCUAGGAUGAAAAGGAGAUCCCUUACUUGGAGGAAGAUGACCAGGAAUCUCAUUAUUUUCUCCAUCAUUUUUGAGGUAAUUGCAGUGGGUUAUGCUAUAAUGACGACUAGAUCAAUGGAUUUGAAUUGGAAGAUGAGGGCAUUUCGAGUUUUGCCAAUGUUUCUUUUGCCUGGUUUAUCGUCCCUUGCUUAUUCAGCAUUUGUGAGCUUCACAAGGAUUUGUGAUCGCAAGGAUCAGAAAACUCUAGAAAGGCUUCGAGCUGAGAGGCAAGCAAAAAUUGAUGAGCUUAAAGAGAAGACAAAUUACUACACAACGCAGCAACUCAUUCAGUUUAAACCCGGGUCCAUGCAGAGAUAUGAUCCUGAUCCAGCAGCAAAGGCAGCUGCUGCCACUGUCCUCGCGUCUAAGUUGGGUUCUGAUUCUGGCUUGAAAGUGUCUGUGGAAGAUGAAGCUAAGCUUAACAUUCCAACUGGGAAGAGUAAUGAUGUUGAGCUUGUGCAAGCUAGUAGCCUUAGAAAUAGAAAGCAAGUACACGCUAGAUCCAGUAGUGCAGGGAGUGCUCCAGUGCUUCAUCCUAACGAAGAAAUGCUAUGCUCUGCACAAAGUGAAGGUCUUCAAACUUCUGAGCAUAAUCAGCUUGUCGUUGAGCAUCACAAUCCACAGGCUUCUACCAUGCACGAUGGGGGAUGGAUUGCUCGAUUGGCAGCAUUACUUGUCGGUGAAGACCCUACACAAUCUUAUGCACUGAUAUGUGGAAACUGCCAUAUGCACAAUGGGCUCGCCAGGAAGGAGGAUUUCCCGUACAUUAUUUACUACUGCCCCCACUGUCAUGCCCUGAAUCAGCCAAAACAAUCAAAAGACCGUGUUACUGGAUUUAAUUCCCCGAAUUUGGGCAAUUUGAAGGCUGGAGACAAUGUUGAAGCAGUCAACAAUGCCAGCAACUCCCAGAGUGACAGCAUUCUCCCUAGCAGCAGCCCUGUCAGAGCUGGUUCAGAGAAUGAGGAAGUAAUUGAAAGGCAAGCAUCAGGGGAAUUGGCUAGUUAACAUUGGACUUCCGUGAUUACUGGUGAUAGGCCUUUCAACUGAUCUAUAGGGUGUGGGUUGACAAUGAGGGAUGGAUUUGCAUUAGUUUUGCUUCGCGUGUUCUUGUAACAAGGUGUGCAUGAGAUUUGGCGGUGUUUGCUUUGUACUUUAUACUGAUACAUGUAGAUGAUGUCUCAAUUGUAAUGGGGGAAUUGUUCAUUUCGUCCGAUGGAAUUUUUCUCUUAUGGCAA